AUGGAUGUACAAGCUCACAUUCCAGCUGCCCUCUGCAUUCUACAUAACUUCAUCCAUAUCCAUGAUCCAUCUGAAGACCUGCUCCUACUGACAAGUGUCAUAAACAACAACCCGAGCCAUCAAGGAUACACUGCAGCAGAUGAGUGUGGACCAUACACUCAAUCUGCAAAUGCAUGUUUUUAUCGCAUCGCAAUGCAGAUGUGGGAUGACUAUCUGGCUUUCAUAUGCAACAAUGAGUUAGAAGAUAUUCUGCACAUUUUAGAUGUUGAUCUUGAUGAGGAUCAUCUUGAUGAAGAUGAUCUUUAUGAUGGGUGCGAGUUUGUGGAGACAAAUGCAGGAUAG
Molecule: messenger RNA, 342 nt
Organism: Suillus plorans
Lineage: Eukaryota; Fungi; Basidiomycota; Agaricomycetes; Boletales; Suillaceae
Exons: 1
Coding region: 1-342 (113 amino acids)
Source: RefSeq, a predicted model, not a curated record